Messenger RNA from Neodiprion virginianus, 2414 nucleotides. RefSeq names its product putative per-hexamer repeat protein 5. The coding region runs from base 35 to 1498 and encodes 487 amino acids. The record is from RefSeq and is a predicted model, not a curated record. NCBI's taxonomy places the organism in Eukaryota, Metazoa, Arthropoda, Insecta, Hymenoptera, Diprionidae. The transcript is spliced from 3 exons.
GAGUUACACGGCUACAAAGUCACCUAAGCUAAAGAUGAGUAAAAUAAUUAUACUAGUACUCGUCGCUGCUCUCUGCUACCAUUUGGUAGGGAGCAUGCCGUCUAGUGGUUCUAACCCAUCGAGUACGCAAUCAAGUUCUGAAGCAAGUAGUCAAGCUAAAUCAUCAACAAAAUCUGGAAGCUCUGGGUCAGAAUCGAAGGCAAAAUCUGAAUCAUCCGCAAAAUCUGGAAACCAUGGGUCAGAAUCGGAGGCAAAAUCUGAAUCAAUGGCAAAAUCUGGAAGCUCUGGGUCAGAAUCGAAGGCAAAAUCUGAAUCAUCCGCAAAAUCUGGAAACCAUGGGUCAGAAUCGGAGGCAAAAUCUGAAUCAAUGGCAAAAUCUGGAAGCUCUGGGUCAGAAUCGAAGACAGAAUCUGAAUCUCAGUCAAAGUCCCAGUCAUCAACGGGGCCUGUAAAUGGCGAAGGGUGUGAUGAUGAAACGGGCAAAGGCGGUGAGACAAAAAGUGGAAAGGAUAACACUGGAUCAGGAAAGUCAAGUACACCUGGGGAUACUGGAUCAGGAAAGUCAAGUACACCUGAGGAUACUGGAUCAGGAAAGUCAAGUACACCUGGGGAUACUGGAUCAGGAAAGUCAAGUACAACUGAGGAUACUGGAUCAGGAAAGUCAAGUACAUCUGGGGAUACUGGAUCAGGAAAGUCAAGUACAUCUGGUGAUACUGGAUCAGGAAAGUCAAGUACAUCUGGGGAUACUGGAUCAGGAAAGUCAAGUACAACUGAGGAUACUGGAUCAGGAAAGUCAAGUACAUCUGGGGAUACUGGAUCAGGAAAGUCAAGUACAUCUGGUGAUACUGGAUCAGGAAAGUCAAGUACAUCUGGGGAUACUGGAUCAGGAAAGUCAAGUACAUCUGGGGAUACUGGAUCAGGAAAGUCAAGUACAUCUGGUGAUACUGGAUCAGGAAAGUCAAGUACAUCUGGGGAUACUGGAUCAGGAAAGUCAAGUACAUCUGGUGAUACUGGAUCAGGAAAGUCAAGUACAUCUGGGGAUACUGGAUCAGGAAAGUCAAGUACAUCUGGGGAUACUGGAUCAGGAAAGUCAAGUACAUCUGGUGAUACUGGAUCAGGAAAGUCAAGUACACCUGGGAAUACUGGAUCAGGAACGUCAACUUCACCUGGUGGCACUGGAACAGGUAAUUCAACUACACCGAGUGGGACUGGAACAGGUAGUUCAACUACACCGAGUGGCACUGGAACAGGUAAUUCAACUACAUCCAGUGGCACUGGAACAGGUACAUCGGGCAAUACAGGCGGUUCACCAUGCAAUGCUGAGAUCGAAGUUUGCAUUAAUACUACACCCAGUGGCACUGGAACUGGUAGUUCAACUACACCGAGUGGCACUGGAACAAGUAAUUCAACUACAUCCAGUGGCACUGGAACAGGUACAUCGGGCAAUACAGGCGGUUCACCAUGCAAUGCUGAGAUCGAAGUUUGCAUUAAUCUCUAAUGAUAGUGGAUUGAGUGAAGAACUCUCUCCGAUCAUACGAAUUAUUACGUCAGUCCACGUGUGAGUUGAAGUGAUGGAUACUAGCUAUUUUUCGAAUAAGUUGUUUCGAAUCCACGACUAUCUUCAUCUUUUGUUUAAUUCUCGUUCGGUUGUUUUGAUUUGUCUUAAUUCUAGACCUGUAUUAUAUCAGCAAGAGUUCAUUGCGUUCUCUUUUCUUCUGCCUAUAUUUGGAUCGGUAUAUUUUCAAAGUCACUACUUAUCGAGCUCAUUAUCACUACUUUUUUCUAUUAGUAUGACAUACUCAUUUCGUACAUAUGCGAAUUCAUCACUUCGUUUUGGACAAUAUUGGACUACGUGCUUCGUAAAACAGUCCGUCCUCGGGAUACGGGGAAUCAGCUCAUCCUUACGUUAUCGGAGAUUGCAAACUUCACUAAUCAAACUAGAGAAUUUUAGAUUUAAGCCGAUACAAUUAAUGUCAAAUUUCGAAUAUAAGCUUGCCACUGAUUGUGGAUGGAAAGGAAAACGUUGAGGUGAUGAUAAAGCAUCCUUCAAACUAAAUAUAAAAGUAGAUAAGACUUCAGCUGUAUUAUAUUGGGUAUCUGGAAAAUAACUUUCAUAUGCUAUUCUUUACAAACCCCGAGGUAAUUCAACACUUGAAAGAAUUGUCAAAUUAAUUGGGGAAUAAACACAAUAAAAAUCCGUAACACUAAUGAUCGCAUAUUGUAUGACUUAAGAAACUCUAGCUCAGGAACCUCGAGCGAAACAUAGUCUUAUAAAAAUCAGUAAUGAUAGGUGAAAUUACAAAAUAAAAACCGAAAAUGCUCGUGAUUUUAAUAAAAUAGACGACGUAAGAAAAGUGUUAUUAUACUGGAGGUUGUUCAACAAGUCUAAUGAUUAAAAGUUUAUUUUCAUAUGA